This is a messenger RNA of Lucilia sericata (common green bottle fly), 1114 nucleotides long. RefSeq lists its product as uncharacterized. The transcript has 4 exons. Lineage: Eukaryota; Metazoa; Arthropoda; Insecta; Diptera; Calliphoridae. The coding region runs from base 559 to 1056 and encodes 165 amino acids. The record is from RefSeq and is a predicted model, not a curated record.
AGUCGCCCUGACAUAAAAUCGAAAAACUUGAAACCGUAUCGCAUAGCAUUUUUCUAAAAAAUUCAUUUUAAAAUUUAUGUGAUACACUGUAUUUACGAAUAAUUAAUAUUUUUGUUUUUAAUUAUUUUAUACAAAAACUAUAUAAAUAAUCGAAUUUCACAUUGGAUAAUAACGACGAAAUAUCAACAAAUAGCGUUAGAAAUUGUGAAUUCUUAAAAGCUAUAUUUGGUUGUUUAAUUGUUGCAACGGCCAUUGGUGUGUUGAUUUUUUUGUCUUUUGGGUUACUUCAAAUAAUGGGUAGGAUAAAACCAUAAACAGGAAUUUUAUGUAAAUUUGGCAAUGACUUUGGACAAGACAAUUUUGCAAGAUAGAUUCGAGAAUCAUUCGACACUUACGCUAGCCCAAAAGCUUUUUCAUAGAUAAUUUUCUUUUCAAUCGGUUUAUUUGUUGCAUUAAUGAUUUUUGUGCUAAUUAAUCUUUUUGGACUAAAUAAAAGAUAAACUAUAAAAUAUAAAUAUUAAGAAAUUAUUCGCCGUCAGAUUGAUCAAAUAACUAAACAUGUCUAAAAGUUCAAGAACAUCAUCGGCCAGCUCUAGUUCAAAAUCUUUGAAUACAAAAAGGAAACAACUGUCUCACAGGGUGAAAUUUAAGCAUACUGCUGUUUUGAGACCAAAGCAAUCUGUACAAUUAAGUAAACAAUCUCGCAUCGAAGCCGAAAUAGAUCAAUUUCCUUUCGAUUUCAAAAACAAGUAUAAAAGCCGAAGAUCUCGCCUGACCAGUGACAGUAGUGACGAGCGGUAUAGUAUUAAGGGUAGACGUGAACGAACCGUUAAAAAUAUUCGUAUUGCAGAUAUGUCGGAGGAUGAAAUCUACGUUAUGGCUGAUAUAUUUGAAUAUCAGCAGCUACCAAAUAUGUCAGACUUUACAGAAGGGUUCAGCGGAUUUUUUCUGACGGCUUUGGCAAUUUCUCUUUUAAUAAGUGUUUCAUUCAUGGUUGUAUUCUCAAUUGAUGUAAUAACCGAUGGCUUCGUAGUAAUUAAAAAGACAAUAUUUUAAUAUAAUUAUUACACUAGUUAAAUAAAAUGUAGUUAUCUAGUGAAAAAUUAAAAAGUAC